Molecule: messenger RNA, 2172 nt
Organism: Aegilops tauschii subsp. strangulata
Lineage: Eukaryota; Viridiplantae; Streptophyta; Magnoliopsida; Poales; Poaceae
Source: RefSeq, a predicted model, not a curated record
AAAAUAUGGAUGAUGAGAAGGAAAAAAAUUAAGAAGGAAAACACAGAUAAAGCUAAGCGCCAUGUAUGGAAAUCUUCAGAGGACAAAAUACUGCUGAAUAUAUUAAAAGAUCAAAGCCUACAUGGAGGAAAAGAAGGAACGGGUUACACAAAGAAAGCAUGGCGUGAUAUCUUAGAACAAUUCAAUGAUUCAUGGGUAGAAAAACUUGAAUUACAACAACUAAAAAAUUGUCAUAAGUACUACAGGAGUUGCUACAGCACCAUGGACAGACUUCUAAAACUCACGGGAUUUGGUUGGGAUGACGAUGAGAAAAUGAUAAAAGCUCCAGAAGAUAUUUGGGAAGAACUAAUUAAGGUAAGUUUGUUCGAGUAGAAUUCAUAUAAAGUUUCCAUAUCCUAUUAUUAACAAAAAAACAUUAAACAACUUGCAGAAGGAUAAGGCUAUCCAAGAAUAUCAAGAUAAGGUGUGGCCUAGUUGGAUAGAUCUUCAAGCCAUAUGUGCUAGUUCAACAGCAUCUGGAGCUGGUGCUGUAUCUAGCAAAGGAAAAGAUGGUACAUGUAUGACCAAAUCUUCGCAAAUUGAUCUCAAUACGGAAGUUGAAGUACAUGACAUUGAUUCUGAUGAAAUCAAUGCUUCCCCUGGUGUCUUCACCAAGAAGUCAACUACCAUUGAGCCAGAAAAAAGAAGUCACUUGGAAGUGGAUCCAAGGAAACUGCAAGAGGACAAAAACGGACAGCCGAUGAUGCCAUAAUAGCAAUUGAUCGCCUUGCAGAUGCAUCACUUAGCAUUGCUGAAGGAAAGAAAAUAGUAGCACAACAAACUGAAGCUUACUCGGUUAAAUCUUGUAUGGCAAUAUUAAAUAGUAUGAGUAAUCUAGAUCCCCAAAGAGAAACUAAAAGCGGUAAAGGCAUUUACAGAUGGUGAUAAACGGGCCAUUUUCAUUGAGAUGGAUGAAGCUCUGGAUUCUUGAUCCUUAGAAUUUUUGUAAUACACCUUUGAGCAUAUUAUUUAUUUCAGUCGUUGUCACACUUUACAAGAUUCAGAAAACAAUUUCACUUAUGUUUUGUCAGUUUGUGUGAAGUAAUAAAUAUUGUUUUCAGUUUGGUAUUGUUCAUUGUCCGGUUCAGCACUAUUACAUUUUGAAGCAAUUAUCCAGAGAUGAUAUGGUCAACUGUGCAAAUCGUGCAGGGAUCUAUGAACAUUUCGGAUGUGCCAGAUGAUGAACUUUCUAAUUCCGAGCAAGUGCUUAUUAAUAACAUUUCUGCAGUGUCCUUGUUUCGCGAUGUGUUGUUCACAAGGUUAUUCAGAACACCCCGCAACACUUCUAUAUUAACUGGUGCUCAGAAAACAAUAGAGUUUUUAGAGGGACAUCCAGUUAGAUUUUAUGAACAAUUUCGUCUUGAGAAGCACACAUUCUACUUGUUGUGGGAUGCUUUGUGCGAGAGGAAGUUACUUAAGGAUACAAAUCGAAUGACAGUGGACGAACAACUACUCAUGUUUCUACAUACAAUUGGUCACAAUGUUAGAAACCGUGUCAUCCAAGAUAGAUAUCAGCAUUCUGGCGAACCAAUCAGCCAACACUUCAACAAAGUUUUAGAUGCCAUAAAUGGUUUGCGUGAUGUUUGCAUAACAGAUCCAAGCAAUCAAAUCCCAUCAAAAAUAUUGGGUGACGCAAUAUUCUACCCAUAUUUAAAGGUAUGUUUGCUAUUAGAAGCAGAUACUCCUUUACAUAAGAUUUUCAUAAAUAGAAGGUCGACACCAUCUAAACUUUAUUGUUUGACUAACAAAAAAUCCCAACAGAACUGCCUAGGAGCAAUUGAUGGGACACAUAUUGAGGCAAAAGUCAGGCUUGAUAAGUAAACUCCUUAUAGAAACAGACAUGGUUAUCCGUCUCAAAAUGUAAUGGCAGUAGUGUCAUUUGACAUGACAUUCUCUUAUGUCGCUGCUGGAUGGGAGGGUUCUGCAUCGGAUCAAGCUGUUCUAAGAUGGGUUGUGACUAGUGGGGGUUUAGUUGUUCCUGAAGGUAAAGUACAAUUAUUUGUGUAUCUACAAUAUAUAUAAAGAUGCUGAGUUUGAUAUGAAAUUAAUGUGCAGGUAAAUUUUACCUUGUUUUCAGGCUAUGCAAAUACUCCAAGAUUUAUUACCCCGUAUCGCGGAGAUCGCUAUCAUAUU